AUGCCUCAUCUGCCCGAGCCCAUCCGCGUCGGCAUCCUCGGCCUGUCGGCCACAGGAAGCUGGUCCGUCGCCUCCCACCUGCCCGCACUGCUGUCCCUACCUGAGAGCUACAUCAUCGUCGCCGUGUGCAACUCGUCCGAGGCGUCAUCGCAGGCGGCGAUCGAAGCACACAGACUCCCCGCCACCACCAAGGCGUACGGCUCGCCGGAGCAGCUGGCCGAGGACCCCGACGUCGACCUCGUCGUGUCGUCGACCAACGUCGUUCUGCAUAAGCAGACGCUGCUGCCGAGCAUCAGGAAGGGCAAGGCAGUGUUCUGCGAGUGGCCGCUCGGGCGGAACCUGGCCGAGGCCGAGGAGCUGCUAGACGAGGUAAAGAGGCACAACGAUGGCGACGUGAGCCGGACCGUUAUUGGCCUGCAGGGGCGGUACUCGCCGGUGGUCAAGAAGCUGUCCGAGAUACUGUCGUCGGGACGGGUCGGCAAGCUGCAGCGGACCAGCUUCUCGGCCCCGGCGGGGUACUGCGGCGACGAGGGGCUGGAGGAGCACGAGUACUUUUUCCGCGCGGCCGACGGCGGCAACCUUGUCUCCAUCUUCUUCCUGCAUCUCAUCGAGUCGGUGCUGUUUGGGCUCGGAGGCAGGGAGUUUACGCAUUUCGACGUGGUGCUAGGCGGCGAGGGCGGCGAGGUUCAACUCAAGAACAGGAACGGCGACGUGGUGCGGACGAUUGUGCGCGAGACGCACAAGAGCGUGGCGAUCCAGGGCGUGCUCGACGACGGCUCCGAGCUGAGCCUGCAGCUUUGGGGAGGAAAGGGCGCGCCGGGCGACAAGGAGUCCACGUACUGGCGCGUGGUGGGAGAUAAAGGAGAGGUCCGGGUGCGAGGCACGGGGCCGAACCUUCAAAUGGGAGGCGAUGAAGUCAGCAUGAGCGUGUUGGACUACGCCUCGGGUGAAGUGGAGGAGGUGGCCUUGUCGGUGGAGGAGCUGAAGCCCGUGCAAGCCGGUAACGUGGCUAGGCUGUAUGCAAAGUUCGCAGAGGGCCAAGCUGGCGAGUAUCCCAACUGGGAGUGGGCUGUCAAGAGGCACAUGCUGAUUGACGAGAUGUACAAGAAGAACUCAGCGCGCGGCUAA
Pyricularia grisea is the source of this 1128-nucleotide messenger RNA. RefSeq lists its product as uncharacterized. The transcript has a single exon. Bases 1 to 1128 code for a protein of 375 amino acids. Gene Ontology annotation, molecular function: nucleotide binding. NCBI's taxonomy places the organism in Eukaryota, Fungi, Ascomycota, Sordariomycetes, Magnaporthales, Pyriculariaceae. The record is from RefSeq and is a predicted model, not a curated record.